This is a messenger RNA of Nilaparvata lugens (brown planthopper), 2352 nucleotides long. It is a transcript of the gene GlyRS, whose product is annotated as glycine--tRNA ligase. The coding region runs from base 80 to 2284 and encodes 734 amino acids. Gene Ontology annotation, biological process: mitochondrial glycyl-tRNA aminoacylation. Gene Ontology annotation, molecular function: glycine-tRNA ligase activity; ATP binding. NCBI's taxonomy places the organism in Eukaryota, Metazoa, Arthropoda, Insecta, Hemiptera, Delphacidae. Gene Ontology annotation, cellular component: cytoplasm; mitochondrion. The transcript is spliced from 14 exons. The record is from RefSeq and is a predicted model, not a curated record.
CAGAUGAGCGAUGAGCGUCGAUGUCGUGAUCUCGUGAAGAAGCAAGAAGUGCUGUCGUGAUUGAGGUUAAACACGUCUUAUGUUCUUUAGAAAGGUAUGCUCGUGUCUUUUGUUAAUUACCAGAAGACAAACUGUUCAUCUUCUACCUAGAUCAUCGUUAUACUUUAAUAAUACCAAGUUCAGUAGCUGGGGAAGUAAAAAAAAUCAUCGUAAUAUAAAAAUUGGAAUAAGCUUAUUUAUGGAUCCUAAAAGUGAAGAGAUUCUUGCCCCUUUUCGGGCUUCAGUAAAGGAGCAGGGUGACUUAGUUCGAUCACUGAAAGCCGAUGGGGCAACGGAAAUCGAAAUUAAAAAAGCAGUAGCUGAAUUGAAAGUGAGGAAAAAGGUUCUUGAAGACAAAGAGCUUGAGUUGGCUCCGGCUGCUGCCACCUUUGAUCGAGCUAAAAUGGAGGAUUUGCUUAAGAGACGUUUCUUCUUCGACCAGUCCUUCGCAAUCUAUGGAGGAAUAAGUGGUCAAUAUGACUUUGGUCCAAUGGGAUGUGCUCUUAAAGCCAAUAUGUUGAAUGCUUGGAGAAAAUUUUUCAUACUUGAAGAGCACAUGCUAGAAGUCGAUUGCUCUAUUCUGACACCAGAACCUGUUCUGAAGGCGUCAGGCCAUGUGGAUCGAUUUGCUGAUUUAAUGGUGAAAGAUGUGGUGAAUGGAGAGUGCUUCCGUUUGGAUCACUUGAUAAAGGCUGCUCUGGAAAAUGUUGCUCGCGACAAGAAGACAUCACAAGAAGUUCGAAAUGAGUGUGAAGAUAUAGUAAUCAAAUUGGAUGGCAUGACUAAGGAUGAAAUGAGUGCUGUAUUGGAAAAGUUUAAAAUACGGUCUCCAUUAACUGGAAAUGAGCUAACCGAACCCAUUGAGUUCAAUCUCAUGUUCGGAACACAAAUUGGCCCUUCAGGACUGAUAAAAGGGUUCUUACGUCCAGAAACAGCACAAGGUAUAUUUGUCAACUUCAAGAGACUGCUAGAGUUCAAUAACGGCAAGUUACCAUUCGCAGCUGCUCAAAUAGGAAAUGCCUUUCGUAACGAGAUUUCCCCACGCUCUGGUCUCAUAAGAGUCAGAGAGUUUACAAUGGCUGAGAUUGAGCACUUCUGUGAUCCUAUCGAUAAGAGCCACAAUAAAUUCAAAAAUGUGCGUGAUACGAAGAUGCUGCUGUACUCUGCUUGCAAUCAAAUGGAUGGCAAAUCGGCAGAGCUGAAAACAAUUGGUGAAGCAGUUGAUACUGGUCUAGUGGCAAAUGAAACGUUGGGCUACUUCAUGGCAAGGAUUCAAACAUACAUGAUCAAAAUUGGAGUCGAUCCACUCAGAUUGAGAUUCAGACAGCACAUGAGUAACGAAAUGGCCCAUUAUGCUUGCGACUGCUGGGACGCUGAGUGCCUUACUUCCUACGGCUGGAUAGAGUGUGUUGGCUGCGCUGAUAGGGCAGCGUUCGACUUGAGUCAACAUUCCAAAGCCACCAAUGUGAGGCUGAUGGCUGAGAGGAAACUUGCCCAACCAAAGACCAUCAGUGUUACUGAAAUUCAACCCAACAAAGCGGUGAUUGGAAAGACAUUCAAACAGAAGGCUAAAGCCAUAGUUGAUGUUCUCUCAUCCUACAGUGUAGAUGAAAUUAUGUCUUUCAAAAAAAAACUUGAAGCAGACAAGGAGACUUCGAUACUCGUAGGAGAAGAACCGGUGAAAAUUACUCAGGAAAUGGCCAGUAUUAAAAUGUAUGAUAAAGUGGUGCACGUCGAUGAAUUCUUCCCAAGCGUGAUUGAACCGUCAUUUGGCAUUGGCCGCAUCAUGUAUGCCCUAUUCGAACACAACUUCCGUUUCAGAGAAGGAGAUGAACAACGCUCCUUGUUUGCAUUGCCUCCUCUUGUAGCGCCAAUAAAGUGUAGCAUCCUUCCAUUGAGUUCUAAUUCUGAAUUUGAACCAUUUGUUAUCAAACUUUCGAAUGCCUUGACCAAGUUGAAUAUUUCACACAAGGUCGAUGAUGCUUCGGGAUCUAUUGGAAGAAGAUAUGCAAGAACUGACGAAAUCGCCAUUCCAUUCGGAAUCACAAUUGAUUUUGACACUUUGAAAGAGCCAUACUCAGCUACUUUGAGAGAACGAGACACCAUGAGCCAACUCAGAAUCAUGUUGGAAGAACUACCUGGAGUGGUGGCCGACUUGGCUGAGGGAAGGCUAGCGUGGUCUGAUGCACAGAACAAGUAUCCUAAAUUCGAGCAACAAGAGAACACCAAGCAUGGAGAAGAGUGAAUCUUCUUAAACUAUUUUAAUAUUUAUCAUCAAUCAUUGUGAUCUGAUUACAAUCUCAAACACAUUAA